AUGGGUCAUCGACGAUAUCUUCCUCUUAAUCACAAAUGGAGAAAUGAUAACGAAUCUUUUGAUGGCACAAGGGAGCGAGGGUUACCACCCAAGCCACUUUCAGGAGAUGAUAUACUUGAUCAAGUGAAAAAUCUUGAAGGGGUCAUAUUAACUAAGGCUCCUCAUAUGAAGAAAGCAAUCUCACAUGAUGGUAGGGGAGACAAUUGGAAUAAAAAGAGUAUAUUCUUUGACCUUCCAUAUUGGAGGACCUUAUUGCUACAUCACAACUUAGAUGUCAUGCACAUUGAAAAGAAUAUAUGCGAUAAUAUACUAGGGACAAUCAUGAACAUAAAGGGAAAAACUAAAGAUGGCAUCAAAACUCGCCUUGACUUGCAAGCAUUAAAUAUAAGGCCAGAGUUACACCCAGUACAACAGAGGAAUAAAGUUGUGAUACCUCCAGCAUUGUACAGUUUAUCUACUUCUGAAAAAUACAGGCUUUGCCAAUUCUUGAAGCAGUUAAAAGUUCCAGAUGGAUUUUCAUCCAAUAUUUCUCUUUGUGUAAACAUGAAAGAGAGUAAAAUCUCAGGAUUAAAGAGUCAUGAUUGUCACGUUCUUCUAUUACAUAUACUUCCUCUUGCAAUACGUGGUUUACUUCCUAAAGUAGUAUAUGAACCACUUGUUGAGCUGUCAUUGUUCUUCACUCAUUUAGGAGCAAAGUCAUUAAAGGUAGAUGUAUUGGAGCAAUUAGAAAAGCAAAUCCCUAUAACUCUUUGCAAGCUAGAAAGGAUCUUUCCACCUUCAUUCUUUGACAUUAUGGUGCAUUUGCCUAUGCAUUUGGCUAAUGAGGCUAAAAUUGGUGGACCAGUACAAUAUCGUUGCAUGUACCCAAUAGAACGAGCAUUAUAUUCAUUUAAGUCAUGUAUUCGUAAUAGAGCUUGUGUAGAGGGUUCAAUUGCAGAGGCAUACAUUGCAAAUGAGUGCAUGACUCUUUGCUCAAGGUACUUGCAUGGCAUUGAGACAAAGUUCAAUCGAAUGGAGCGCAACUAUGAUGGUGGCAGUAAUAAAAAUAAAGGAGGCUUAUCAAUUUUCUCCAAAGUAGGACGAGGAUUAGGUGCUAGUAAAACUCGUGAUCUUGAUACACAGGAGUGGGAGCAAGCUCAUAUUUAUGUUGCGUGGUUGCAUAAAAAUGACUCAAGUCCAAUGAUGGGAGCCCUACUCUCAUUAUCACGCGGUCCUGCUCGAUAUGUGACAUCUUUUUAUGGUUACAUUGUCAAUGGGUAUAGGUUUCAUACUAAAUAUCAUGACCAAGGUUUGAGGACACAAAAUAGUGGAGUUGUUGUAAUUGGAGAUAUUGGUGAUGAAGUUAACAACAUAGAUUACUACGGUGUCUUAACUGAGAUUAUUCAAUUGCAAUAUCUUGGAGGAAGACGUGUGGUGUUAUUUCGUUGUAAUUGGUGGGAUGUUUAUGAUCGAGUGAGGGGGGUUAAGAUUGAUGAAUAUGGGGGGGCACAUCCUCGAGAUUCUUAUGACAUCCCAUUAGAAGAAGACAUUGACCCCGUUGACUUGAAUCAAUUAGGUGAAGCAUAUCAAGCUGAUGAAUCUGUCAAUCUUGAAUCUGGAGAAACAACUACAGCUGAUGCAAAUGACCAAAUUAGUUGGAAGAGGAUGGAUAUAGAGCCACAAAUAAUUGAUAUAUCUUUAACACAGAAGAAAAGAAAACAUGGAUCAUGA
Messenger RNA from Hevea brasiliensis (rubber tree), 1710 nucleotides. RefSeq lists its product as uncharacterized. The record is from RefSeq and is a predicted model, not a curated record. Bases 1 to 1710 code for a protein of 569 amino acids. The transcript has 3 exons. NCBI's taxonomy places the organism in Eukaryota, Viridiplantae, Streptophyta, Magnoliopsida, Malpighiales, Euphorbiaceae.